This is a messenger RNA of Panthera uncia (snow leopard), 33354 nucleotides long. RefSeq names its product arkadia (RNF111) N-terminal like PKA signaling regulator 2N (gene ARK2N). Gene Ontology annotation, molecular function: ubiquitin protein ligase activity. The transcript is spliced from 6 exons. The coding region runs from base 355 to 1623 and encodes 422 amino acids. The record is from RefSeq and is a predicted model, not a curated record. Gene Ontology annotation, biological process: ubiquitin-dependent protein catabolic process. Lineage: Eukaryota; Metazoa; Chordata; Mammalia; Carnivora; Felidae.
GCCGAGCGGAACGGCCUCUGGUGACAUUUUCUCCGGGCGGCGCGGACGAGUGAAGGGACUUGGUGGUGGAGGCUGUGGAGGUGGCGAGAUUCGCCUUAGCCCCGGCGGGGCUUUGACUGCGACCCUCUGCUCGCCGCCGGGGCUUGUGCUGAGGAGGAGAAGGCGGCGGUGGCCGUCGCGUCCCGAGUCACCGCGGCCGGGGGAGUCCCGGCCGGGGGGUCGGUGCGUGCCCCGACGGGGCGCGCGGAGCGGGCGAGGAGGUGCAGAGCUGCCGCGGAGCGCAGGUUGCUUUCCUGUUGCAUCUUUGACCUAGUUUCCUAGACUCUGCUCCAUGAUUGAACUUGAAAGUCUGAAAUGAAGAUGGAGGAGGCAGUGGGAAAAGUCGAAGAACUCAUUGAGUCUGAAGUCCCACCGAAACCAUCUGAACAAGAGACAGCUAAGGAGGAAGAUGGAUCUGUAGAACUGGAAUCUCAAGUUCAGAAAGAUGGGGUAGUGGAUUCUACAGUUCUUUCUUCAAUGCCCUGCUUGUUGAUGGAACUGAGAAGGGACUCUUCUGAGUCUCAGUUAGCAUCCACAGAGAGUGACAAGCCAACAACUGGCCGAGUUUAUGAGAGUGACUCCUCUAAUCACUGCAUGCUUUCCCCUUCCUCUAGUGGUCACCUGGCUGAUUCAGAUACCUUGUCUUCUGCAGAAGAGAAUGAGCCCUCCCAGGCAGAAACAGCAGUGGAAGGAGACCCUUCUGGAGUGUCUGGUGCCACUGUUGGGCGCAAAUCUCGGCGGUCCCGAUCUGAAAGUGAAACAUCUACUAUGGCUGCCAAGAAAAACCGGCAAUCCAGUGAUAAACAGAAUGGCCGAGUCCCCAAGGUUAAAGGUCAUCGGAGCCAAAAGCACAAGGAGAGAAUCAGGCUACUGAGACAGAAAAGGGAGGCUGCUGCGCGGAAGAAAUAUAACCUAUUGCAGGACAGUAGUACCAGUGAUAGUGACCUGACUUGUGACUCAAGCACGAGCUCAUCAGAUGAUGAUGAAGAGGUUUCAGGGAGCAGCAAGACAAUCACUGCAGAGAUACCAGAUGGACCUCCAGUUGUAGCUCAUUAUGAUAUGUCUGACACCAGCUCUGACCCAGAAGUGGUAAAUGUGGACAAUUUAUUGGCGGCUGCGGUAGUUCAAGAGCACAGUAAUUCUGUAGGAGGCCAGGACACAGGAGCUACCUGGAGGACCAGCGGGCUUCUAGAGGAGCUGAAUGCGGAGGCAGGUCAUUUGGAUCCAGGAUUCCUAGCAAGUGACAAGACAUCGGCUGGCAAUGUACCACUCAAUGAAGAAAUUAAUAUUGCCUCUUCAGAUAGUGAAGUGGAGAUUGUGGGAGUUCAGGAACAUGCAAGUGGCAGAGUUGAGAAGAAGUUUCAACAGACACCUGAUAGCCCUCAAAGCCUAAGGUGUGUUCAUCCUCGAGGAGGUGUGAUUCAGAGUGUUUCUUCGUGGAAGCAUGGCUCGGGCACGCAGUAUGUCAGCACCCGGCAAACACAGUCAUGGACUGCUGUGACUCCCCAGCAGACUUGGGCUUCACCUGCGGAAGUUGUUGAUCUUACCUUGGAUGAGGAUAGCAGACGUAAAUACCUACUGUAAUACAAUGUCACUGUGUCUCCUCUGCACUGUUCCCUUCCUUUUCCUCCUCCUCUUUGUGACAUGGAAGUUCAUUGUCAUAGCUUCAGCCUCAGAAGCUGUUUGUGGCAUUUGUAUAAUCCAAACUCAUGGAAAAUUGCCCCCACUUCCUUUUUUUUUUUUUUUUUUUUUAAUUAAAAGAAGUCACUUAGGAAAAUAACUUAGCACAGAGAAAAGAAUUUCUUCUUUCCCUCAGUAGGAAUAGGAGAAUGAUGAAUUUUAUUAGACAACUUAGACAACUUCAUUUUACUUGGUGACUUUCAAUCUUAGGAAACUCUGCCUUCCUUUUAGAAUAAUAUUUUAACUACCAGGUGAAAUGGAUUUCAGUUUUUGAAUCUUGUAUUUAUUUUUCUGUGUAAUAAAAUUAAUAUCUAGCCUUGACCACUGUCAGCCCACCCAUUGGCAUUCCUACCUUAGGGCAUUUGCACACAUUUAGUCAGGUCCUUAUUGGCACCUAGUAGGGCAUGUGCAUUUGAAAACCUGUCCUUAAAAAUAGAAGACAGAAGUAUUACUUUUCUUUUAGCUUGAGUCUUCUGCCUUCUUUCCUGACUUUGCUCCUGGCUGAUUUCCCACAGCACAAAUAAUUGAUAUGCCCCUUUGUGUUUAUAAAUACUGCUAAGGUGACUUAGUUGGUCUCCUUGUUGCAAUAAUUCAUAAUUUUUUGGAAAAUGUCUCCUUUUGGGGCAGAGGCAUUUCAGUUAGAUACCCAUGAGGUUUUCUGGGCAUGUAAGGAGAGCAUUGAGAGAUCAGUAAGAAAAUCUUUGUCCCUCAGCUUUUUUUUCCUGGUUUGUUUACAUAACAGGAGAACACAGAAACCUAUUACUUAAGUAGAAUAUGAAAAGUUGUCUUCGUCUCUAAGACUGUGGGCACUUACAAGUCUGAGAAGGCAGUGCCUUCUUUCAUAGCUGGUCUCUCUGUAAAGGAUGUACAACAACUGUUUUAAGUAACGCUUGAGCUGUAUAAAUAGACCUGAUGCUAUAUUUGGGUAUUUUUCUCCUCUACCAUCUAAAAGUGGAAAAAUCAAAAUGAACCAUAAGAAACCAGAUGCAAAGCACAUAAAUGACACUGUAGGUUUUACAGUAUCUAAAUAAGCAAAGGGUGGUUAGGAGCUUCAGGGAAUUCAGGAAAUGCCAGUGUUGGAGUUUUGUGGCAUUAGUUACUACCUUUUUUCCUAUAACAUGUUGUAGUUACUAGUGAAUUCUUUUACAAGCAAUACCUAGUUAGAACACUAUGUACUGUGCACGGGGAGGAGUGAAGUACUAUUGGCUUAGAAGACCUCAUCUUUUUGUUUUUCCAUGGUUUUUGUUUGCCUUUUGUUGUUGUUGUUUCCAUAUUUACCAUAUAACAUUGCUGUAGCCCUUGCCUCCCUCCUCAAAUGCCUUGGUGGCUCUUCCUUAUCUUAAGAGCACGAGAAGUACCAUUUUCAGUUGUCAUUUAGUGGACAUACUAAAUGUACCAAGCGCCUGUUCAGCACAUGGGACUGUGCAGGGUAGGUGUGGUGUGGCCACCGAGACAAAUGGGACACCCUUGCGUGUGCAUGCGUCAGAGUCUGCCUGGCUCCACCUGCCUGGCCUUUUCUCCAGUUUUUCUAUAAAGACUCAUUUAUCCCUUUACCCUUCUUCCUGCUGCUUUAGUUAUUCCAUAUACCUCUUCCAUGGGAAUGGGUAUGAGCAUGUGUUCUUUGGUCUUCUCUCGUAGCAUCUCAUUUGAUCUGGCCUCUGUUCUUCAUCAACUAAUAUUUUUCUGCCAAUCUAGUUUUAAUCAGGCUUUUAAAAGAUCAUGAACCUCAAGUUUUAGCACCUCAUAUAUCAGAUCUCUCACAUGGCCACAGUUCUAGACAAAAACCAAAGAUCCAGAGGCCAGAGCUAAAUAGGACCUUCUGCAGAUUCACUACUGGUGUAUCCUUGGACCUUCACAUUUUACUUUAGGAUUAAUUUAUUGAAUUUUACUGUUACACAUUGUUUUUGACUUGAAUUAAAAUGCUAGACAAAGCAGAAAUGUACAAUUUCUGGUCUGUGUUUUCCAGGAAAAUCAUUGGGACAAGAAUAGAGUGGAUUAUAUGACUUGAAGUUUUUGCAGCUUAUUUUUUCCCCAGUAUCAGGGCAGAGCCCCAUUUUAAAGAAUGUUUUCGCAUUACCUAUUCUUACGUUAAUAGUGUGUUUUGUUUGAUUCCACACAGCAGGUGAUUUCCCAUGACACACUUCCUUUAGCCCCCAAUAGUCAUCUUCUAAAGAGAAUUCUUCUGGUGUGCUAUAUGCACAGUGGAUUGGGAGCAGGGCGCUGUGGCCUUGUGUUUUUACACCAGGCUGCACUUUUCCCACACCUGCCCCUGUUUCAGCAUCCUGACUACCCGACUGGUUGCCAGAACAGCGAUUUAGAAGUUAACAUGCAAAAAGGGGAGAGGGAGGGAUGGUAGAAACACUCAGCUUUUUUCCCCCUACAGGGUUGGGAUUUUUCCACCUACUAACUGUAGAGAGACUGUUUGAGCUCUUCUUUCAUUGCCAGAUCCAGAAGAGUGAGGGUGUGGCUUCUGGCAAGGUGUUUUACUGAUAGAAUUCUGUGGGAAACAAGUCCAAUGACAUUUGAAAUUUCUUUUAAAGGAAUUGUUUUUUAACUAAAGUGUUGGCAUUUGGUAGCAUCAGUACUUCUUUAUGCUCCACAGAACAUUAUUCAAAGUAGUGUCUCUGCUCAAGUGGUGCACUUGGGUCACGGGUUGGAUUGUGGCACCAAUUUAGUUAAGCUCCUCCCUCCCCUCCCCUCCCCUCCAGUGUGAAACCACAGAGCAGUAACUAGCUCUCAGGUCAUCCUGGCUGCCCUGGAGCAUAUACAUCUACUCACCAGUAGUUGUCUUUCCAUUCUGAUGGAAGGGGCCAGACUGAGUGGACUCCAGGAUUUAUUACAGUUGAGCAUUGCAUAAAUUCUGCUUUUAUUAUCAUCAGUUGUGAAUAUGAACCAUCUGAUUUUCUAACUUAGUCCAUUGUUCACUGUUCCUUUUAGCAGAAUAGCACCACCAUAGGUAACUUCAAAAUGAAUUUGUUGCCUGCUUUUUAUACUGUGUCACAAAGUUUUUGAAAGAGCUGGGGACACAAUGUUGUCUUUUAGUUUAAACUUUUUUUUAAAAUGCAACGAGCCCCCUAAUCUCUGUUUUCCAGUAUGUGUAUGAUGUGACUUCCAUGUAUAUAUAAAAAUGAUUGCGCCCUAACCAAACUUCCUCAGAUUGUGCACUGUUUGUUUAAAAUAAUCACGUAUUUUAGUCCAUUGCUGUUGUAUUUUUCGUUUUAUUUAAAACACUACAUACUUCUUAUUCUUUUAACAAAUUUUAAAGGGUAGUGAUCUUAAAAGAGAAAUCACUGGAUAACUAGGAAAUAUUUUUGUUGUUGUUUUGUUUUGUUUUGUUUUUUAAAGAGUACAAAGGUCAUAUGAAGCCUUUUGCUCCUCUUACCAUGAAAAUGAAAUGUUAGCCAUUGUAUGGCUAGGAACCAAUGCACUUGGUGGUUAACAGAUCUGCUGUUGCUGGAGUGUGAGUGUGGACUUGAUGCAGUGACGACAAAUCAUUGCUUAGAAUUAAUGUUUUAAAAUGUGCAACUCUAGUUUUUAAAACAAAAUUUGGUUCUUCUUUACAUUCAUUAUUUAGUUUUUGUUUCCAUUUAGUAUUUAAUGGUCUUUGGAGAAAAAAUAAUAAUAAAACAGAGUGUUAUAUAUAUAUUUUUUGGUGCAAGAUAAGAUUUUCUGUUUUUUGAAAUAAGUCUGUAGCAUAAAGGUUAAACUAUUUUAAGACAAAAUAAAAUAGAGUGUAUUUAAACAAUCAUAAUUUCUGAGGAUUUUUUUUCUAUCUGCUUCAGUUAAUUAGAUGGUGCCUGGAGCAGCUCCUGAGUUAGCUUUUGGAUGUGAAAGCGGAUUAUAUUUUGUUAACAGAUCUUAUCGAUGUGCCAACUUUUUCCCAGCAGUAGCUGUGCCCUACUCCCAAAAUAUUUUGCAGGUGACCGUUGGUGUUAGGUCUUGAUAAAAGUAGCUUUGCUCUGGCUGUCCUGUAGCCCCUGCGUCCCUUCCCAGCUAGGACCAGUGGGAUUCUAAAGAGAGCAGAAAGCCUCCUAGUGCUAGGCACCUUUGCUCCUGGGAACUGAAGGUCAGCUGACAGUUAACUUCUCAGAGACCAGUGCACCAGGACAGGGCGCCGUGACUGUAUGUACUUUGCACGUGGUCAAACAUUGAAUCAAAUGUAUGGUGUUUCAAAAACAGCCUAAAGAACUUUUCUUUUAAUUUGAUUCUACUUUCUGGUUUUAUUAUUUGGUUCUACAAAUGAGAGGAACUUCCAUAUUAGCAUCUCAUGACUUUUGUAACUUAUCUUCAUGUAAAGGGGAAUGGGGAGGUGGGGAGAAUGAGGCCUAUAUUUCCUAAAAUACCACUUCUCGAUCUCUUAUUGUUCCUCAAGAAUUUUUUUAGUUCUACUUGCACUGGAAAGGGGCCUGGUAACAAUUAGAAAAUACACUGUGAACAGUUGGGGAAAUGUUUUCAGGUUUUUGGAAUGGUUCUGUUGUACUACCUUGUAUCUGAGACUUAGAUAUAGUAGUGCCUGUGAGAAACUCUUCUUUUCUUGGACUCUAGAAGAAAAUUGUUUAUCUAGGCCCUUGCUUUUAACCUUUUUGCCCUUCGAUGCUGCAUUUGUAGAACGAGUAGGUAAAAUAAUUUGUGGCUAAGUACUUACUCUCAUUCUGCCUUCCUCCUUUUGUUCUUGGCUAGCUUUUGGCCUUGCCUUGCCUUGCCUUAUUGGUAUGUUUUUCAUGGUAGAUGGCAGCUAUUUAUAACUUCACUCUGGAGAAAAAUUCUAGAUAAGUCUUUGACCAAAUAUAUGCAUAUCUCUCUUCAGCUCCAAUUUUGUAGCCAAAGUAAAGUGAAUUUCUUCUAGGACUUGUCUUAACUAUAUUACUGAUCUAUGAAGGAGCGAUCUUCCUGGGUCAUUGGUAGGUAUGAUUUUCUUUACUUCCUUGACUCCAUGUUUGAGAGCACCAAGUCACAGAAUCUGAGAAGUUCUUGGGCUACCGUGGAGCUUUGGCUGGGAGAAUCCACUUGGAGCAGAAGGCGGCAAUCGAAAAUACUGGAAGGAACAGUGAGCUCAGACAAAGAUGCAAGUGAUGAUUGUACGCAUUAUAGUGAUGCGGAAAGAGCACCCAUUUGCUGUUCAGUUCAGCACUGCUGUUGUGAAGAGCAUUCACUGUUUCUUCGUUUCCGCCUAGCCUUGAGAUCCCAUUUGGUGUGGGGUGGGUGAGUGAAGGGUCAGAACGAGUGCCGGCCAUGGAGUCAAACCUCAGAAGGGGGGGGAUAUGGCAGCAACAAUCCAUGUGAUCUCAUAGAUCAUGGCCCCUUGCUUGUAAAUUGUAUCGGUCCAGCUUCUUAUUCUUUGGUGAAAGAAGCUAUAUGAUAACCAGCUUUUUCUUUUGUGCUUUUGAUAAUUGACACCUGAGAUUUCUGUUUCCUUUCCAUGAUGGCUCCCUCCUGAGAGCAGGAAGGUGUGGAGUAUUGUUCACUGUUGAACCCUCACUCCUGUGAUGGAGUCUGACGCAAGCAGGCAAGUCCGACGGUAGGAUGGAUCUUGGCAUCUGCAGCACAAGGGCCAUUCGACCAGAGGGUGUGGUGGCUAGUGUAUGAAAAGCCUGAACCAGAGACUAGGAGACUCCAGAAAGGCCAUCUGACCAAGAGGAGUUAAUUUCCGUACCUAUAAAAUGAAGAAUUUUUUAGAUCUCUUUUCUGAGACUGAAAGGUAGGACUGUAUUAUUUUAGGUAAUAAUUUGAUGUUCUGCGGAGCUGUUGGGCUUCUCAUGCAAGAAUUCAGGGCAGCAGCUCAUUCUAGGAAGCUGUUUGAAGGACUAUGGUUCCAUCAUCUUCCCGAGGCUUUUGGAAGGCACUGGCUAACACCAUAGAACCUUGACUGUCUACAAACUCUUAAUUUUCAAAGUUUUAAAAGAAUGUUUAGUUCAGAAUUUCCACAUGGGAGUAAGAAGUGGUACAGAUUGUUAUCCUAAUUUUGCAGAUUGGAAGACCGAGAACAGAAGAAUAACAACUUACCCAGGUUUGCAUGGCUAGACUUUUUGCAAGAGCAGAUUUUUCCUGUGGGCCAAAUUAGGGCUUUUAGCUCUAAGAAAAACAAAACGUCUUUUCUCCACCUAGUUUUCCUUUAUUCUUUUUGCUGUUGAUUCUACUUUGCUCUGGCCUGAGAAGAAUUGGAAGUUUUCCUGAGAAGGUAGUGUUUGAUUGAUUCUCUUUCCAUGGAUAGAUUCCCUGUCUCAUAGUUGGUGGAACAGGAAAAUACAGAUGGCCAGUAAACAGGAAAGAUGCUUGGGCGCACCACUAAUUAUGGAAACACAAACUUUACAAGAUGCUAUUUCAUGUAGGCAAAUCAGGAGUACAUUUAAAUCCAGGAGGCAGAACAGUGACAACCUGUCUUUUUGCGCAAGCAUAAUUUGCUAUGGCUACUUUGGAAAACAGUGGAGUUGUCUAGUAAAGCUGAAUAUGUGUAUACCUCAUGUAUGGACUGAAUGUUUGUGUUCCCCCUACCCCCCAAUUCAUAUGUUGAAACCCUGCUCCCCAGUCUGAUGUUUGGAGGUGGAGCCCUUGGGCAGUAAUUAAGUUUAGAUAACAGGGAAGUGCCCAUGAUAGGAUUAGUGCUCUUAUAAGAAGACAGGAGACCUGAGCUUUGCAUGCUAGAGGACACAGUAAGAAGGCAGCUAGUUGUCUGUAUGCAGGAAGAAGGCUCUUAGCUGAAUCUGACCAUGUUUAGUACCCUGGUCUUGGAUGUCCAGCCUCCAGAACUGUGAGAAAAAAUGUUUGUUAUUUAAGCCACCCACUCUAUAGUAUUUUGCUAUAGCAUCCUGAGCUAAGACAUGUCAGGACCCACAAAAUUCACUCCUUGGGCUGAUUCUCUUGAACAGGUUUUAAACCAUGUUGAAAACCUAUACAGGGAAGUCAUGAAAUCAAUUUAGUGUCUGUAAGCCAUCUUUUGUUUAUUUAAGGGAAUAUAACAACACAGCAGUUAACAGAUAGUAUUGUUAUAUGAAGCUUUUGUUACAUGCUGAUCACACCUACACACAAGUAUAUGUCUGCAUAGGGUCAAGAUAUAAGAUGUAUUUCUUUUACUGUGGGUUGCAGUCAAAAAGAUAAGGAAAGCCAUGGUUCUAGAGAAGCUAUUUCAUGUGUUCAAAAAUGUUUAGUGUCGUUUUUCCCAGUUUUUGGCUAUUUCAACAUGGAUGUUCAUCUAUGGGAUGGACAAACAGUGUAUUUAUACAAUGUUUAGCCACUGUGGAAAUUAAUGAACUAGAUCUCUAUUCAUGUAGCAGUUUUAUCAACGUAGUUAAAUCAGUGUGGAGUGGAGAAAAAGCAAAUUUCAGAAUAUGUGUUACAUGAUGCUGCUUAUAUGAAGCUUAAAAAAUACCAUAUUUUGGUAAAAGAUACAUACACGUGCAGUGAGAGUAUAAAGAAAUUCAUGAGAAUAAUAAAUACCAAAUUCAGAGUAAUGGUUACUGCCGGAAGGGAAGGAGGGGACACAGGGACUUCAACUUUAUGGGCAAAAUUUCUUAAGUUGGGUAAGGGGGGGACACAGGUAUAUGUUCUUUACACUUUUAUGUAUAUCUUAAAUAUUUCAUAAUAAAAUUAAAUUUUCUUUGUCUCAAGUAGAAAGAACAAAAGCUUUUUAUGACUUCCCAGAUGAUACUAGUGGGCAUGGGUAAGAUCUGAAGCUGAAUUCCUUUUAGAUGUCCUCAACACUUUUUUUUUUCCUCUCAACACUUUUUGUAUAUGUCACCAAAAGCACAAGCAACAACAAAAAGUAAAACUGGUAAAUUUUAUGCUUCAAAGGACACCAUCAAGAAAGCAAAACAACAAUUCACAGAAUGGGAGAAAAUAUUUGCAAACCUUUAUCUGGUAAGGGACUUGUAUCUAGAAUAAAUAAAGAGCUCUUACAAGUCAAUAAUAUAAAGAGAAACAAAUUAAUAAAUGGACAAAGGAUCUGAAUAGAUAUGUCUCUAAGAGAGACAUAUAGUUUGUUCAUUAACACAUGAAAACAUGUUAAAUAUCAUUAAUCAUCAGGGAAAUGCACCUCAAAACCACAGUGAGAGGGACAUCUGGAUGGCUUGGUUGAGCAUCUGGCUUUGGCUCAGGUCAUGAUUUUACAGUUCAGGAGAUCAAGCCCUGUGUGGGGCUUCAUGCUGGCAGCACAGAGCCUACUUGGUAUUCUCUCUCUGCCCUCCCCCCCCCCCAAAAUAAACAUUAAAAAAAUAAUGACACGGUGAGGAUGCAGAGAAAUCAGAAAGAACUCUCCAACAUUGCUGUUAGGAAUGUAAAGUGGUGCAUCCACUUUGGAAAAUGUGUUGACUGUUAAAAGUUGUCACAUGACUCAGCCACUCCUAUGCUAAGUAUACACCUGAAAGAAAUGAACACCUAGGACCACACGAAAACUGGUACCCAAGUAUUAACAGCACCAUUGUUCAUAGUAGCCGAAAGGGCAACAAUCCAAAUGGCCACCAGCAGAUGAAUGGAUAAGCAAAGUGUCAUCUCGCUGUACAGUUGAGUAUUAUUCAGCCAUAAAUAGGAAUGAAGCACUGAUGCAAUGUCCUAUGUGGAUGAACCUUGAAGACCUGUCAAAUGAAAGAAGUUACAAAAGCCAGUUACAAAAGCUCACAUAUUCUUUAAUUUACAGGAAAUAUCCAGAAUGGGCAAAUUUAGGUAAGUUGCAACCCAGUUAGGAAACUGGGACUUAGGAGACCAACGUGACAGGAAUCAAAGGCAAGCAUGCCCAGCUUUCUCACUGAGUGCAGACUUUCCUGUCCCUGAGAGCAACUUUAGGAAGAGAGACCUGCCCUCUGGAGAGAGUUGGGAAUUGGUGAGAUUUCUGUGUAGGUCAAAUCUGCCACCAGGGGGUGAAGGUUAUCGUGAAAGAAACCAGUUGUUUCCCCACUGAAAUGAAGUGCUUGCUCCUGGGGCAAGGUCAGGACGGUAGCCUGUGUGGACCAUAAAAUUGACGGCCACCUUAAGACACCCUUUCUGACAGCCGACACUCUGCCCGAGUGGCCACAGCUGCGUCCUUUGGGCAGUGAGCCGCAGGGCCGGCGGUGGGGGUAGGGGCAGUUUCUCAACUGCCCAUAACAUGUCCCUGCCCCCAGAGAUCCUGCUGCAGCAGCCCCCACUCCUCCUGGUUGUGACCUGCUCCAAGUCUCUGUGACUGUUCGGCUGAGAGUCUGGUGUUCCCUAGAGGCGUUGAGGCAGAACAUGUGUUGGGACCUUGGCUUUUAGGCUGUGCUGGGUAGUACCUGUCCUCUUUCAUCCCUUUAGUAGUCUUCCGCACCCCAUAGUGGAUGGCUAAAUUCUACCAAUGGGCUCUUUGGGCUCUUGGCAGAGCACAUUAGUUUGUGACACUAAACGUGAACCCACAGUCACGAAGUAGUCCGAAUCCUUUUGGCCUAGGCACCAGCCUGUCAGUUCUGGAAGUACGAUGGCCACUGACUGCUGUGCCACAUGUGGGAUCAUUGCUAAUCUGCAGAUCCCCACAAAGUGGCCAGGGCAGUAGGGGAGGCACUCAGGUGGCUCAAGGCAGGGGCAGUCGGCCAAAUAUAAUUGAAGUAUGGCAUUUAAACAAUGGAUAGAACCAAACCAGAGUAUCAUCAGAAUAUCAGUCUUGCAUUCACUCGACCUCUCGGUGCCACCCAUAAAAUGGGGACAAUAGUACCUGUUGUAGGGGCUUGUCAUGAGGAGUAAGUGAAUGAAGGCCAAGCCGGGCCCGCCAUCUUGUCAGCACUGCCCCAGCUCUUUGGCUAACUCAGCCAGGAAGUGUGUAGAUCAAAUAAAGCAAGCCUGUUGGCCACUAACAUUUUCAUAGCAGCAAGGCUAAAUCUUCAGCAUAUUCUUGAAACAAGUGAAGUACUAUAGCAACAGUUCCAGCAUGUGGUAACUGGCGUGGGGCGGUGAAAAAAGUCCCAAGAUCUGGCUUUGAGUCCCGCCUUCAUUGCUAAAGAGCUGUGUGACCUGCCAACAUCAGCCACGUCCCUGGAUCCCAACCUCUGCAUCCGUGAAAGGAGGGGACUUGUGUGCACACCAUGGGGCAGGGAGGGGCAGCAAUCAAAUAAGAUAACAGUAUGGGAUGAUUCAGAGCACUUCAGAAGCACUCCAGAAUGGCGACAAAGCAGGGCUGGUAAUGGAAGCGGUGCAUUGGGCCAGACAAGUGGGACCUGUGGCCGAGAGCAAGGAGCCUGUGCUUUGAGGGGAAAGCCACAUCUCUCGUCAUGAGAGUGCAGGCUUGAUGUUGCCGGAUCUAUGGAUUUUUUUCAAGAGAAAAAGGGAAUCUGGGUUUUUAAAAUGUAAAUGUGACAUUUCUGAUUUGUGUAUGUUCUUGAGUGGCCAUGGUCAGACCUGGUGAAUAGACAAACUGAGUAGAUGUGUUGGUACAGGAAGAAAUAAAAGUAUGGUGGGUCUGUCCCACACCCACCCUUCCCACUCUUCCUGCCUCCCCCUCCCGUCCUUUUGGCCUGGGAUAAAAAGCAGUGAGUCAGGGUAAGUCAGGUGCUCUGAUCCUCAUUCUGUACAGGCUGCAGAGACUUUUCAAGCUGUAAGGGACACUGCACCCUAGGGGACUGUGGUCGUUUGCAUUCUUGGUCUGGUGUAUUUCCUGCAUACAUGUCUGGUUGGCCAGAUGGUCAGCCAAAGGGAGUAGAGGCCAAUUCCAUGUCAUCAGCCCCGUAACCUGGAUCAAUCCUAAUUGACCUCACUCAGCCAGGAAGUGUGUGGGCCAAAGAGAACUUGUCUGCAGGUGUGAUUUAGCCUGUAGGCUGCCAGUUUGCUAUCCCCGUACCAUGCAAAUUUCCCUGGUUCAGCAAACACUAAGUACAUACUUGCUCUAUGCUAAGCACUGCGCCAGUCCCCAGAGACAUGAAGGUGACUGGAGGCCAGUCCUCAUUCUGAAGUAACUUGCUGUGGUGUAACAAAUCAUUGUCAUGAAGUCUGACAAGUGCUAAGACAGAGCUCUGUGCAGUGGGAACAGAAGGAAUGCUCCCUAGGCCAGUGUUGGGGUGGAAUGAACAAGUAAGGGAAGAGCUCCUGUAGGUGACAGCUGAGCUAAGUUCACAGGACGGGUAGGGACUGUGGGGUCAGAGGAAGUAGAGUGGAGGCUGUGGUGGGUGUCGUCCCAGGCACAAAGCUCAGGUGAGGCGUGAAAGGGAGAAAGAGCAAGUGUGGUUUAAUAAUGAGCUGCUGGUUGGGAGAAAUGGGGUGAGUGCUGGGGAGUAAGCCAGAGGUCCGUGGCCUUGCGGCGAACAGCCUUGAACACCUCACUAACAUCCCACAGACACUUCUGGGUAUUGGUCUCGACCAGUAGAACAUGCACGUUACCCUCAACAAGCCCGCACUUGAAGGCAUCAGUGCGAUAAAGAUGGAUGUCUGAAAUGAUGGGAGCACUAAGGUAUUGUGUGGGGGGGCAGAGUGAGAGCAGCUCUCCCUUGCGGUAAAAUGGGUGAAUGAGGUAGAAGAGAAUUGAGAUCGGAAAUGGGGAGUUCAAUUAGGAAGCUCCUGUGGGAGUUGAACAGGUAAAUGAAGAAGGCUGCAUCAAGUUGGUGGGAAGGAGAGCAGGGGAAGCGAGAUCUGAAGGAAGAAAUAAAUGUAAGCGGUUGAUUCUUUAGGACUUGGCAACAGAGGGUUAAAGGGUGCAGAGCACGUGAGUGAGGAAGAAAGGAAGAGAGGGACUCAGGUUAUUGUACACUGAGUGGGAAAUGCAGAAAAGGGGUCAAGUUUGGAGAAUGUAGCAGAGGCUUUGGGGCGUACCGUGUCACUCCUCUAAAAUGAGGACACGUUACUGCCCUUUGUACUCUCUGCCGUUAGGAAGGAGACCUAGCACUUGAUGGACCUCUUUGGCUUUGGGACACAAUACCUAGCAUAUUGGGAAAUAACUGCUCCAGUCCGUCCACUGAAUGAUUCGACUCUGCGUGGACCACGUGGCCAGCAAGUGCAGUGGUGCUAGAGAUACUCAUGGUGGGUAAGGAUGCAGCAUGGAGUCUGGCAAGCCCCAGUAGGGGACCCUGUGGGUUUGGGAACAGGACUAUGCUUUCUAGUCCCCAUUUGAAAAGCAGCUUCCAGAAUGCUCUUGGGUCCUGACCACGGGACAUCAUUUGGCCAAGACCUCAGAACUUCUCAUCGUGAGCUGGGUUUUGUACUGUUCGUGUCACAAAUCCAGGCAGGCCCCGUAGCAGUCGGCUCUAAGAUGGGAAGUGGCAACAUCUAGGAUCGGGCGUUAGCAGGGCCCGGGGGCACAAGCAAGCUGCGCAAAUAGACUCACGCACGUGCCUCUUCCCCAGACCUCCAAGGCACCCCCGCUGUUGCAUCGAUGACUCUCCCUCAGUUCUCGCCAAGCAUUUUCUUGUGAUCAGCCGAGGGAGGAAGUAGCCGGACUGCUGGUGUCACUAAAGCCCCAGGUGAGGUAGCCCUGAAAGACAGUGCCUAGUGGUUAGUCCCUCCCCAUGAGCAGAACUUCAGGUGCUACACCUGUAAGUCAACAUGGUUCAGUGGAAGUGUGUGUAUUUUAUAAGAAUAUGUAUCUUGAGGGGCGCCUGGGUGGCUUGGUCGGUUAAGCGUCCGACUUCGGCUCAGGUCAUGAUCUCACGGUCCGUGAGUUCGAGCCCCACGUCGGGCUUUGUGCUGACAGCUCAGAGCCUGGAGCCUGUUUCAGAUUCUGUGUCUCCCUCUCUCUCUGCCCCUCCCCUGUUCAUGCUCUGUCUCUCUCUCUCUCAAAAAUAAAUAAACGUUAAAAAAAAAUUUUUUUUUUUAAAAAGAAUAUGUAUCUUGUGCACCGGCCAGGGAUUUGGUUGGUCAGGUGCCUGAAAAGAAAAUGCUAAGAAGAAGGGAGACAAGGGAGGCCUGAGCUAGGGGCGUGCGGAUUGUUUUAUGGGAGUGGACGCAAAGUGUGUGGCUCUUUUAUGUUCACGCUCAUGCUUGUCAGCACCCACCACAGAGGAUGCACUCGACAACCAGGUGGACAGCAUGAUGCCCUGUGGAGGUCAGCCUCGUCCUCAGCCAUCCCGGGGCUUGCAUGGUGAGCGCCUGCGCAGGGUAGCCGUGGUGACGGAUGGAGGCUAAGCAGGGGCCCACCAGUGCGAGCUCCCUCUCAGGACGGUCUGGCCACUGCCACUGCUGACUGAUACAGGCCCUGAGCCCUUGACCAGCCAGCUGCUGGCCAGAAGUUGAUUACAUCGGGCCCCCCCACGCUGGAAGGAGGAGCGAAUCCUCCCUCUGGGGCUUUUUCCCUAAUCUAGUGUUAAUCUGAGGGUUUACAGAGUGCCUGAUGUAUUUACGUGGGCUGCCUCGUAACAUCACCUCAGAUCAAGAGGCCCGUUUUACGGCAAAGGAAGUGCUGCAACAUUGGGUGCGUGAUGAUGGGACCCACUGGUCUGGCAUGUACCAAAUCGCGGGAAGCAUCCGGCUUCAUAGAAUGAUGGCUUGCUUUGCAAAAGCUCAGCUAAGGCCCCAGCUCGAGGAUGAUGCCCAGGCUGGGCGCGGUCACCGGGAUGUAGCUGACCUGUGGUGCUGUGUCCCCAGUUGCUGGAAUACACAGGAAUCAAGGGGGGGUGUGGGCUCAGUCCCUCUGACCACCACUCUCAGUGCUCCCCUCGCAUCAGGUGAGAGGAGGUCUGGAACUCAAGCCUGGCAAUGUCAGAAAAUGGGCCCUUGCAGCAACCGUCGCCUGACAAGGCCAAGUCAACUGAGGGCCCAGAGCCCUCGGAUGUGGGCCUGACUCAACCCAUCAGGCACACAACCUAGACUAGCUGGCAAGAAAAUCUAGAAUAGGUGGUGGAGAAGGAAGGUAACGAGCAGUAAUUUCAGCCUCGACUUGCUGUCCCGGUGAAGGGUGGUGGCUCAUCCCUCUGUCCUGUGUCCUUUCACUAGCUCAUGGCGGGCCACUACCUUGAAGACUGUGUGACAGAAUGGACUUACUGUGGGGCAGAAGUGGGUUGGAGAGGUGCAAGGGGCAGACCAGGGUAGACUAUUUGGGUGCCCUGCGUCGCAUCCUCCUUGUCACCCUCUGAUUUCAGCUGCAGCCAUGGGAGAUGUUCUUUGUGAGCUUUGACUCAUUUUGACGGCACCCCCAAUUGCAGCACAGGGAGUGCAUCAUCCUGAUGUCUUUUCUAGGGCCUUCUUCAAAGCCACAGGGGUCUGUUUGGCUUGCAUGGCUCAAAUGCAGCCCAAAGUUAGGGGAGUUUAAUGGCCCUGGGACAAUCCUCAACAAUGAAGGAUGGGGAGCCAUUGGAUAGAUGCCCCCACCACACGUGCCCUACCCGAGGGAUAAAUGCCCAGCCUUACAUCUUUUGGUUGGACAAUUCUGGGAGGCAUUCCCUGUGCCUCUCAGGAGAUUCCCAGUGUAAGGGAGCCCCCACUGCUCACAGCGGUGACUUUGAUGUUGGACCUCAUAUUGAUUUUCCUCCUUUGCUCUCUCACAGUCCUCCGUUCCUCAUUCCUAUUUCCUGAGACCACCUCCCAGUUAAACCACCUGCACCUGAGUCCUUGUCUCAGGCUCUGCUUCUGGGAGAAUCCAAACUAAGACCAGAAGAGAGUCCAGAGUUCACUCUGCACUUAACAGGCUGAAGAGACAUUUUGUUUCCAGGCAGUGACCACAUGACUAUUGGAGAUGUAGAUUUAUAUAGAAAACCCACGUUUAAAGUGACCAAUGGAAGAGAAGCACCCUUUUAAGGCAGUGGUUUUCAGCCAGGGGCCAUUUUGCCCAUAGAGGCCAUUUGACAAAGCCCGAGGACGUUUUGGUUGUCACAAUGAUGGGUGGGGAAGGGUAGAGAGAAGUCAGAUGCUGCUCCAGGCAUUUAGUGAGUAGAGGUCAGGGAUGCUGCUAAACAUCCAACAAUGUACAAGUCAAGUCCUCAUAACAAAGAAUGACCCAGCCGCAGUUGUCAAUAGUGUUCUAAGGAGAUUGCAAAGGGGCAGCCGAAGCAGCAGGAAGAAAACUGGGAGGGAGUGGUGACAGCCAGAGUUGCCCGGGGGCUAGAAGGGCCAGCCGGCCAAUGCUGUAGGCGGUCAGGGGAGGGAGGGACCAAUAAUUGUCUAUCUAGUGUAGAUAGGACCUUCGUCCAGGCAGUUUCCUCAGCUGAGGUGCACAAGUCUGUUGGUGUGGAGGAAGGCAUGAGGGAAAGGCAGUGAGGACAAGGACAGACCUUCCUCAGGAGCUCGGAGGUGAACGAAAGGAAGGGCUGCUGAGACUGGCUGGAAGGAGCAGUAGAGUGGAGGAAGAGUUUGAAAAGAUCCUGGAAAGACAAAUGUCAUCUGUAUUUGAUGAUCAGGAACCAUGGGGACACAGGGACAGGGGCGACUGAUGGUAGAGCCCCUGGACAUCCGUGCUGCCAAACCCCAGAACACAGGACACUAACUCGGGUCAGGUAAGGAAAACCUUCCUCUGAAGCUGGACGCGGGAGGGCAUGGGAGCAGUUACACAGGCAGCUGUGGGGGAGAGAGUGUAGACUGUCCAGGGGUUAACCCCGGGCCUUUUGGUUCUUCCAAAGUCUAGGAAAAGCUGUCUGCAGGGUGUGAGGGGAGAGGUGCAGGGUGGGAACCUUUUUAAGGACUCCCUGAUGAUAGAUUAUGUAUGGUUGUUGAUCGUAUUGCGACUGGUAUCGCUCUGCUCUCCCGAAAGAGUCUCUUUGGGAAGUCUGUCCUUUUUAUUGCCUGGUGUGUUCCUGAGGCUAUUGUGGACACUCAAGUCUCCCCUGAGACACUGGCGGCCACUCCUCUGCAGAAUGCCUGCAGAGAUCCAGAGUUCUCUCCUGAGAGGCUUGUGGACUUGGGGCAUUUAAGCGUUGGGGUCACCUCUGCCUCCUGGUUUCUGUGUCUGUAUGGGCUCUCUCUGCCACGGCUUCAAACUUGGACAUGAAGCCCUUCUCUCAGUUCUGCGGAACCACCUCACGCCAAACGUUUGGCUUGUGGCUGGGCCUGGGGUCAUGCAGUGCCCACCCUCGAGCCAUGUUGUGAGCCCUCUUCCUCUUCCCUUCCCUGCCCCUCAUGUGUUCCCUGCAAAUUGUCCGCAUCCCCGCAUCCUUCUCCCCCUGUUUACUCAGCCCUCCCAAGCUCCCCGCCCCUGACCCAGACCGUCAUGGUGUACCGCAGACAAGAAGGCUUUCUGUUAGAUUCAUCCUCUAACAGAAGGUGGUUCUGGUUGAACUGCGUGAAAAUGUGCUUUUCCCAUAAGACUACAGAUUCGGCAGCUAGGGUUUGGGCGCACAAACCCGGUGCAGCUACUCACUAGAAACCAGAAGGCCCCCCUCUCUGAGGUCAUAGACUCACCUUGCAAGGUAUCAGCUCCUCCAGGGAGAGUGUGGGGAGGAGUGAAAAGGCAGAGUUAAGCUAGAGGUGUAUAGAAGGCCCAACUGAGACAAUGUCCCAACCCACCCCCUCCUCAUUUUGUCUCCUGAGGGCCAGCUGAGAGGUCAGAAGGCCCGGCAACUGGGACUUGUUCCUCUGCUUGUCAACCUUGUGAUCUUCGGCCUCCAUGUUCUCAAGGAGAAUGAGGGAGCAAAAGAUUUAAUGAAAGAGGAUCUGUGAAUACGUGCCUCAGAGUAGCUACUGUUCUGGAUGCCACAUUCCCUCCACUUCUGCAACAAGAAAAAGAUGUGAGUCUUGAUUCUUGUCUGGGUGCUCAGAAUCAGUGAAACGUUUGGUGGCCCUCCAUAGUUCCUUCGGUGCUGGUCGGUCAGUCCGCAGCCCGUACCGUCCCUCACCAUGCGGUCUGUAUUUAUUUUGGAAGUUAAAAUGAAUUCAUAUUUCAUUAACAAACUUUUCUGUAUUUUUAUCUGUCAUGAGGAAAUUGCUGCUGCCUCCCCGCAACCCACACACCAAUCAGGGCCAGACCCUCUCUCAUCAAGGGGCCGAUUUUAGGGCUCCUGGUGCAAUUUUGGAAGCUCCCAGCAGGGGGCAGCCUAGCUCUUCUCCGUCUCCCGCUUGGUGGUGAAGGGCUGGCUGCUGCCUGGAGAUUUCUAGGGUUUGGCAGACUCUUGACCGUGACCCACGUUGGCCAUGCGUUUUUACAUCAGUAUAGGGUUGCACACAUGUAUAAUUUGCUAAGCAAUACUUCCCCUUCCUACACGGGUGCACUCUGAUCUAUUUCUAGUUUGUUCAGUUCUGCUGGAGAUUUGGUCAUUUUAAAAAUGCUGCUCACACCCACCAAUAGAUGGAGAUCUGUACUCUGAGACCCACGGGGAGGCUAAGCCUGGGGAGUGGGGAUGGGAUGGGGGAGAUUUGGGGACCCCUAGGAUAGGAUCUCUCAGUACAGUGGUUAAAGGUGUGGGUUUGGGAGCCAGGCUGCCACGUGGAAUCCCAGCUCUGCCCUUUCCAUCUGUGGCCAGGACCACAUACUCCACCCCUCGGUGCUCAGUAAAGGACAGCUCCUGUUAUAGUCACAGCUCCUUAUCCAUGCGGAAACAAGGAUGUUUUUAGCGUCUGGUGGAUUCGCUCACCCAACAUGUGUUGACACGGGUUACUGAAGAUAACUGAGCAGAAGGCUCCGGGCCUGGCAGAGGUGGUUGAGAAACACACAGCCGGUUACAACAGAUGUGACAAGGGCGUAGGUGGUGAUUAGUGCCGUGCCCUCUGGGAGCACAUGGGUACCCAGAGGACUCCUUAGCUCAGCAGCCCUCCAAUUAUGGUCCCCAGACCGGCGGCGGCAGCUUCAGCAGCAACAGAACCUGGAAACUUCUGGAAACUUGUUAGAAACGCAAAGUCCCCAGGGCACCCGGGUGGCUCAGUUGGUUGAACGUCUGACUUCGCCUCAGGUCAUGAUCUCACAGCGUUCUAGUUCAAGCCCCACGGUGCAAAGCCCACUUGGAUCCUCUGCCCCCACCCCCACUUGUGCUGUAUCUCUCUUAAAAAUAAACAAACAAAGAAAUGCAAAGUCUUGGGCCUUAGCCCAGGUGUAUAAAAUCAGAAACUGAAGGUGGGCCCGGCUAUUUUUUUUAAUUAAAAACAAUUUUUUAAAUGUUCAUUCAUUUUUGAGAGACAGAACGUGAGCGGGGGAGGGGAAGAAAGGGGGGGGAGACACAGAACCCGAAGCGGGCUCCAGGCUCCUAGCACAGAGCCUGAUGAGGGGCUUGAACCCACGAACCGUGAGAUCGUGACCUGAGCCGAAGUUGGACGCUUAACCAGCUGAGCCACCCAGGUACUCCCCACCCCACUGGAUCCCCUGGCUAUCUGUUUUAAUAAGCCCUCCCAGUGAUGCUGGUGCACACCCAGUUUGAGAAUGACUGCCAGCAGCUACCAGACUGCUGCACUUGAGGUUGUCUGGGGACAUCCACUACCAGUGUCACCACAAUGGCUGGGAGUGGGAGCCAGGCAUCACAAGUUUUUAAAAAGAUUCCCAGAUGAUUCCAGGGUGCAGCAAAGUAGGGGAACCACUGCCCCAACCCACACCUGGGUGGAGGGUGGAGGAGGGGGCAUCUGAGAAAACUUCCUAGAGGUGGUGUCAGAGAGGCAGAAACCUUAAAUGCAAUGGGGGCUGUGAGCCAACGUGGGUUAGAGGGGAAUGUGGAGGGUGAGGGGGUUGCUGGUGCCCACAGAAGGUUCUAAAGGACUUUAAUCUAGUGCUGUAGAAGCUGGGCUCUGGACGCAGGCCAUCUGGGUGUGAAUCAUGCUGCACCCAGACUCUCUGGUGGGGCUGCAGACAAGUCCUUUAACCUCGCUGUACUUAUCCACGUGGGGUUUUGUGAGGAUUAAGCACACAUAUAAGAAAUGUUCCUAUCGCUUCUCGGCCUUUUGGCUAAGAUCAAGUGAAGAAAUGUUCCUUAUAAAAAAACAAACACAAGAAAUGUUCCUUAUUACUGUUGGGAUGGGGCUAUAAUUAUAAGUUGAGCUAGAGGCCCAGACACGAGCCAGAGUAUCUCAGGAGAGGACACUAGAGAGUUGGGGGGGGACAAAGCCACGGGGGCUUUACCUCCACACUCUGGGUCUGAAGGCUCUGGGGAGCCAUGUGGAGAUGUGUGUGGGGAAUGUACUAGAGAACAGCAUGGCUAGAGGAGUGUGGGCAGGGAGGGGGCGCGUCGCCCUGAGGCAGGUCAGAGUGAUGGUGGCCUGCCUGGCAGAGAGGGGCAAUAGGGGGGCUACUGAGAUGGUGAAACGGACCUGGAGGUGAGGACGUGUCCCAUUCUGGGCCAAAGUGGGUGGUCUGUGUGCUGAGUUGGGGCGCCCCCCUCUUCACACUCAGCUCCAUCCAGCCCCAGGUUUUCUUGUCAUUCUGUAGACCUGGUGGGUGAGGGGUCCUGAGGGGGGCCUUUCCCUGCUCCUCUUCCCACCGCCCCCUUCCCCACAAGCGCACUCUUCCUGGGAAUAGCUGAGCGGUUUGCAUUUUGGAGCCAUUGCUUGGUUGAGGGCCUUGAAGGCCCAUCCAGGGAGGCGCACUCCUUGCACUCAAAUGUGUCAUGUGUGUUCCCACCUCCAGGCCUUGCCCACGCCUCCGCCUUUCUCCCAUCUCUCAGAAUUCUGCCUUCCAUCCACCCCCUUCUCCACACACACACUCCAAGCCUCGCCUGCUUGAAGCGUCCUGACCACAGCUACUGUCCUGGGAAGGACGGCGGUUUUCUCACUCUAUCAUCAGUGCUGAGCCGUAUUGUAGCAGCUGAAAUACGAGCUCCCAAGGAGGCUGAAGAGGGUCUCCAUGCCUCCACCCCUCCCAGGAUGCCUGGCCCAGUGUUUGGCCGAGAAGAUAUGGGGGGUAAGCCUCCCUCAUUGGGUUGGGAGGGAAACACUGAAUUCAAUCUGAGAAUUAGACGAUCAGAAUUGUCAGCUGGGGCCUUGGCCCCUGAGGGGGUUCAGUGGGCGAGAACAGAGGGCGGAAACUUCUCACAGUGUCGACCUCCCUGGGGUCUCAAGGGGGUUAGGUGCAUCCCUCUCCUUUCUGUGAUGGGGUCCCUCCUUCAUCCUGCAGUGAGGGGUGGUGACAGUGGGGCCCUCUCUGCACCCUUGCCCAGGCCUGCUGAGGCGGCUUCUCCCAGCACCUGGUGGUGAGGGUGAAAGAGCGGCCAGCACCGAGUGAAGGGCACGACCAGGGGCAGCUCAGGUAAGACCACUUAGCCUCUAAGGAGGCUGUGUGCCUGGGGUCAUGGGGUGCUGCCCAAGAGGCACCAGAAAUAUCAAGAUGAAAGCCCCAGAAGCAAUAGGAGGACUGAAUUGUGUCACACAGAUGCUAAUGCCUGGGGGUGGGGGUGGGGCCGUAAGGACUGAGAGCUCAGACCCAGACGAACCCCAGGUUUGUUCACCAGCUGAGGGUAGUGAGCAAUGCAGGCAACUGAACCUCUCUAGAUCUCAGUUUCCUCAUCUGCUAAGUGGGGUCACAAUAGUACCUGUUACUCAAGUGAUUAAAACUUCAGUUACAGGGGCGCCUGGGUGGCUCAGUCAGUUAAGCGUCCGACUUCGGCUCAGGUCAUGAUCUCACGGUCUGUGAGUUCGAGCCCCGUGUCGGGCUCUGUGCUGACCGCUCAGAGCCUGGAGCCUGUUUCAAAUUCUGUGUCUCCCUCUCUCUCUGACCCUCCCCCGUUCAUGCUCUGUCUCUCUCCGUCUCAAAAAUAAAUAAACGUUAAAAAAAAAAUUUAAAAAAACUACUUCAGUUAUAUAGAUUCAAAUAUAUGAUACAGUGAUUAAGUGAUAUAAGUGAUAAAGUAUGUAGAGUCCUUUAGCAAAGUGUCUGGCACCGAGCAAGCUCUAAGAGGUGCAAACUGUUACUAUUGCUGCUGUUUUGCUUGGUCGUGAAUGGUUAUAAUUCAGGAAAAGGUGAAUCCACUGAAUGAUCCCGAAUGGCCCGAGAUGGGACUCGGAGGAUGGGUCAGCCAAGAGAGAGGAAGGACUAACCAGCGGGAGGGAGCAAAAUGUUCUGAUUGUCUAGAAGAAAGGAACGUGGUUGUUGGGAUGUAAGUUUAAUGUCAUUCAGCAGCAUUCUAGAAUUAUUAAACAGAUGGGUUGGGAGCACUUUACGAAAAACCAUGCUUUUCCAGAACUAAUUCAUUAAAUCACGUCAAACCAAACUCUCAGUGACUUUAAUUACCAAAGGAUUCUUUUUUUUUCCAUUCACUCAACAUAUUUAUUGUCAGCCUGUUAGGAAAAGCACAGCAUAUCUUGGCAAGGCACUGAAUGAGGUUUCCCAUGCUUUCCAUGUGGACAUGAGAGAGGAAUGUGAGCAGGGUGGUGGCUGGUUAGUGAGGUCUAUAGCGAUAUGAACAUUUUCCCCCAAGAACUGGAUGAGUGGCUGGACAUCACCCUGGAGAGCUGGCCCGGCUGGCAGGCCCCAGGGCUCUCGUCCAGUCACUGAAGUGUCAGAGGCACACAUGGUGGGGAGGAUGGGCCGAUAGAGUACAUAGUUGGCACUUCAGGAUUCAGCUAAUUAAGAGCAAAACAUAAUCGGGGCGCCCGAGUAGCUCAGUCGGUAAAGCGUCCGACUGGGCUCAGGUCAUGAUCUCGCGGUUCGUGGGUUUGAGCCCCCAUCAGGCUCUGUGUGGACAGCUCAGGGCCUGGAGCCUGCUUCGGAUUCUGUGUCUCCCUCUCUCUCUGCCCCUCCCCUGCUCACUCUCUGUCUCUCUCUCUCAAAAAUGAAUAAACAUUAAAAAAAAUUAAGAGCAAAACAUUAUAGGAUAGCAGGGAAGUCAUACAGUAAAUUUUUUUUUUCUUACAAUGGAAGUAAAAUAAACUCAUGGUAGAAAGCUUGGAAAACAUAAAAGACCAUAAAGAAGUAACUAACAGACACCUGUACUUCUCCCCGAAUGGCACAGUUUAAUAGCGUGAGCAAGGAGAAGGAUGAGAAUGGAAUUUGGGUGAUGUUUAAGAUGGUCAGUUCAGGACUGUCGCACCUAGAAAAGGGUUUGUGCUGUAUCAGCCUUUGCCAGGUGGACAGGCUGUCAGGAAGACUGGAGGCUGGCACACGUUGCUCAGGCAGUAGAGCCAGCGCUCAGAGGCCCUGCGGGUAGAUCUUAGCUCCCCGAGAAGGAAGUAGCUCCGCCCACCGACGGAGUCCCAGCCCUGGAGGGGAGGGGCUCCUAUUCACCUGGAGCGUUGGAGGGCAAGCUGGUUCUAAGCCUGUUUCCUCUCCUCUCCGAAUGUGACUGAAGACGCCCCCUGCCCUGCUAUGGUUCCUUUCCACUCAAACAUUCAUGUAUCUGGCUGUGCAGACGUGGAGGCAAAAAGAAGUGCAUUCAGUCACUGCCAAGGGAAACGAGCAUGUUGCAAAACAGCGUGCUCUCAAUUUUGUUAGAAGUAUACAGUUAAGCAUAAAUUCAUUGAAAAGUAAUGGCAAGAAAAUAUUAAAGCUCCUGUGGGAGAUGCUUUUCAUCUUUUAGGCUCUUUUGAUUUUUCCAAGUUUUCUACAAUUGACUUAUUUUAAAAUCCAAUUAAUGUCAUAGUAAAGUAAAUGUGUCUUACAAGUGAGGAUACUUUUUUUUACUGAAACAAUAGACCAGGGAGUUGGGGGUGGGGGGUGGGGUUGGAGCAUCGUCUAGACAGCUAUGUAGGGUGGGGUUCAUUGUGGAGGAAUUGAACGUCAGGAGGAACUGUUUAGGUUGGUUUACUCAUUGCAAUAGCAAUGAUAGUGACCUUAUUUGCUGACCCAAACUCAGGACUGAUAAUCUGACAGAUAACAGCAUAUUUGUGGGAUCAAGAGGACACAAUACUGUAAUCAAAGAUGCAGCAUUCCUGCAGAAUCAGUGUUACAACAGGGAGACUCACAGGAUUCUCAAGGGAUUGGCAUUCAUUUGCUCGCUCAUUCAUUCAUUCAUUCAUUUAGUUGUGUGACAUUUCUUAAGCUCUUGCCAUAUGGCACACUGUGCUGUGUACCUGAGGCAAGCGGGUCUUUGGGGGAGCUGGGUACAGGACAUGCCACAAGAUGAAGGUAAAAUGGCCAGUUAGUGGGUCCCAGCACAUCCAGGCGAGAGGCUCUGAGUCUCAGAAAUAGGAGUGGUGAGAAUGGAAAUUCCAGUGGUAUUUCCAGAUUGUCUUUGCUUGCUUCACAGUUGCACUAUGGGUCUUUUUCAGCACCCUAAACAGGACAGAGAACACAGGAGGUACUCAACAGACAUUUGGUAGUUAACGGGAGAGAAUGUUACUAUGGUGGGAGGAGGGCUUGAAUCGAACCCCAGACGAUGGAUAGUUAUUUAUUUAUUGACUUUGCAAACUCUUCAUUGCAGUAAGUAUACCCUGAAUGUUGACCAUGUGCCAGCCCUACUGCUCUGAGCUGAAGCUGCCAAGAUGAGACAUAGUUGUUGUUUUUUUUUUUUAAGUAUAUUUAUUUCUUUUGAGAGAGAGAGAGCUCACGAGAGCACAGGAGGGGCAGAAAGAGGAAGAGAGAGAAUCCCAAGCAGGCUCCGCACUAUAAGUGAGCCACUCGGGUGCCCCGAGACAUAGUUUUCAUCCUAGAGGAAUUCACAGCGUGACAGUCUGACUGGGGAGAGAGACACAACUGUAACCAGUGAAAGUGCUUAUAUGAGACCAAUAUAAGGUGAAUCUAGCUAAAGGUAUAAUUAGUACCGUUAGGCAUAAUUAGAAGCUAAUUAGUCAAAGGCACCACUAAAGAGGAAAUGGCAUUUGAGUUCUAGGAUGGUCCGGGUGGGAAUGGAGUGGAAGGAAUUCCUAGCAUAUGGAAAAAUAUUAAGGUACAAGGUACAGUCCAGGAAUGGCAAGGUCCUUCUCAGCCUGCUUUAUGAGUGCAUUUACUUCUAUCCAUCCCUACAGGGCAGCCGUACAAAUCUGUAGGGCUGGUGCUGAACCGGUCUUGCCCUUCUCUCAGAACUGCUCUACCCCCAUCUAAAUUGCAACAAGACAUACAUAUCUGCCCAUCAGGCUGGAGUUGAUUGGUCCAGGGAUGGAUUGUGACCAAACUGGACCACUCAGAGUUCUUCCUGGGAAUUUGGAGUUGGGACACUAGAUCCCACGGCCAGUCUCCUUGGCCUCUUGCCGUCAAUGUGAAUUUGAGAGUUAUGGAGCCCUGGGGGAGGCCCUAGCAAUGUAGGCACAAGGCCAUAUGUUUUUAUAAAAUUUGCAGAAGUAAGAUAAUUUUCAAUGUAAUUAGUUAAGUCUACUAUCUCUUUCCUUUCUGAGCCCCUUCUGUCACUCCUUCUCAUGAUGGAUGGUGUUGGAGUGGCUCUGGGCAUUUGGGGAUCUAGCUAAGGGGAAGUCAAGUUGAAGGUGCAUUUAGUUAGGAUUAAGUGGGAUUUAUUUAUGUGAUUUGCAGCCACUUACACUCUAGUUCCUGUAGAAAUGGCUCGCUAUGAGCAUCAAGACACAUGGGUACAGGACCCGAGGUGGUAUUGCAAUGUAAGCCUGUCCUCUGAAGCUGGCCUAUGCACGUGUGGGUAAUUCAGGAGAAAUAAGGUUUGAAACGAUGGGUUCUUCUGGUCAUCAAAUACAUAAAAUUAGAAACUUUUUGGUUUUAUUAAUUCCUAUUCAAAAUGGAAUUGCAAUCCUAUAAUUGACAAAAGUUCUCUCCUUGCUCGAACUCUACUCAGCCUCAACGGGGCCCUGACUUUUGAGCUUCUAUGUUUUUCUUUGCAUGGUCCAAGAAUCCUGCUUAGUCUAUUGAGCCAGAAUGCCCCAGCCUCCAGAUCUGGUCGCCCUCAUCAUCUGCUAGCACCCAGGUGAUGUGUGAUCACCCUGGCCUGCCCUCAGCAAGUCCUGUGAGGUCAGCUUAGCCAGAAUCCCUUCUCACCCUUGAUGUUUCCUCUGAAUGAUUUUCCACUCACUGACCCUCAUCCUGCUCGAUCUAUCUCCUCUACUACAGAACCCCAUUGUAAAACCCCCUUUUUAGAGAGAGAGAGGGCACAAGUGGGCAAAGGGCAGAGAAAGAGAGAGAAUCCCAGAGGGGCAGAGGGAAGGAAAGAGAGAGAGGGGGAGAGAGAAAGACAGAGAGAGGAACAGGGUUUACCUGAUGCAGGGCUCAAGCUCACCUGAAGCAGAGCUUGAAUUCACUGAUGUGAGACUCAUGAAUCUCAUGAACCACGACAUCAUGACCUGAGCCAAAAAGAGUCAGAUGCUUAACCAACUGAGCCACAUAGGCACCCCUAAUUUUUUUAACAUAAUACACACUGUACUUUUGUAUUAAAGUGGGAGUCCCAUGAAACUGAAUUUAUUAGAAUUUUUGUGUUUACAUUUCUCGCCGAUUUGAACAAGAAAACUUGUGAUGCCUUGAAUUUUCAUAGCUCACGUACAAAAAGAAACUGAUAGAAAUUUUCCCGGAUUUCCCAACAAUCCUAAACAUUUACAUGACAAUAGCAAUAGUAAUUUAUGACCGGGAACAUUUUCUAAACUAACCAUAAUAGAGAAACAAAUUUGGAUCAACUAUAUUAGAGGAAAUACUAGAAUAGUCUUCCAUUUUCUCUAUGGAAGAACAUCACAGAACUGUCCCAAGUGGAGGUAAUCAAAGAGUAUGCAGCCAAAAAAUAUAUAGAAGAAAAAUAUAGUAAAGGUGGGUUGGGCUCCACAUUCAUUAAGAUGUUAUGUUAUUUUUCUGGACUUUGUGAUAUUUUUGGUAUUUCUUAGCUUUUUAACAUUUGUAAUUUGCUGUGCUUUCUUGUCUCAUUGUAGAUAGAUUUUCAGAUUUGGACUAAUUUUGUGUUUAUCAUUUUGUAUUCUUCUUCUUCAGUCAAAUGCUCUACCCCUGAGCUAUACCCCCCUCUGCUUGUAUUCUUCUUCUUACAUAGUCCCUGCCCACCUCACCCUGCUUCUGCCCCCCCCACCCCCACCCCAAAUGCAGUAUAAGCUUCAGGCCCCUCUGUCCCUGUCCUGUGCCUCUAUGACUCGCUCACUCUCUUUGGGCCUCUGUGUCUUUCCUCCCGGUCAGGGUUGGUCCCCUGACCUUCCACCAGCCUUUCUUCCAAGGAGUAUUAGAGGUGAGCUGGUUAAUCCUGCCAUCAUCCCUCCUGCCUGUAGAGAGGCAAAGCAUCCGUUAUUACAUUUGAUCCUUACUGCAAACCGUGAGGGGAAAAAAACCAGUCUUUUUAUGAUGGGAAUGUUGAAAUUUACACGAAAAUAGGUGACAUAACCACAGCCUCUAGGGCAGGCUUGGUAGGGUCUGGUGGCUCUGGGCUGGGCAAUGGAGGAGCCAGAAGGUAAGUCUCUGCAGUCCGAAUCCUUUCUCCAUGCUGCCCCCACGCUUCUUGAGGACGUUUGACACUAUGAUUAUGUGGUCAUGUCCGCACCCUUCCGCCAGGCUGGGAGAUGGGCAGAGCGUCCAACCCACGGGCGGGACCGGGUUGGAACAGCCUCAGAACAUGAAAUGGGACCUUGGCUACCUCUCCUGGGGCCUCCUUCCUCCUGGAAGGCAGGCCUGGGGGCUGGCAGGGGCGGCAUCAGAAUCGCUGGGGGAGUUCUUUCCCCAGUCAUGUUCUGUGCACCUCUCCCAGCCUAUUCUGAUACCAGCUGGAGGACAGACAGGACAGGCACGUUUGGGAAACUUCCAGGCAAAUCUGAUACCCACCCAAAUUCAGGAUGGGAACUAGGCCAGAGGGGCUCGUGAGAGUAACCAGGAGCCCACGGAGGCCCAGGUCUGCUCACCGCUGUACAGAGCCAUCUACUCCUAGGGGAACGCGGAGCCAGACUUCCUGGGCUGAGUCCCUGACCCACCCUAGUCUUUUGACCCUGGCAAGUCGCUUGACCCUGGAAUCUGCCUGCUUCUCUGUGAUAUGGAAAUAACUGGGGCAACUUACCUGAGAUGUGACCAUGCGGGUGAUGCCCCUAGCACAGAAUUGACGCAUACGGCUCAGAAAUGUCAGCCACCGUGGUUACUUCCUACACUGACAUCAACCAAGCGGGAAGGGAGAGGUAGACAGUGUUCCCUUAUCCAAGGCCCGAGCUGGUGACAGGCUUCCUUCCCUCCUCCACACAGAGGAGGCUGGAGGCCAGCCGCCAAACCCCAGGGACUCAUCCUGAAAUCCAGCCCAGGCCAGCAGUAUCUCCUUUCGGCUCAGCAGCCCGGCAGCCCGGACCACCCUCUUUUGUCUGGGGCUGGGGAGACCGGUUUGGGGAAAUAGUCUCUGGUAUCCCCCAUUCCCAGCUCCUUCUUCACGCAGCUGGGGGGUUGCGGGGAGGGUUGUCCUGGGAAGGAGGGAGCCUGCAGACCAGCUUGCUUUUUCAGCAGGAACAGGUGGGCAGCUGGACUAGCGAAGGACGGGGAAGGGCUGGGGGCUGGGAUAGCACUGCUGCCAAGGAGGCCAUUCUCCUCAGGCUCCCUGGCCUCCCCUUUCCCUCCUCUCUGGCCACCCCGAUCCCCAGGGUGCUCAGGCCCUCACACUACUAGUAAACUCACUUUCAUGAAGGUUUUGAGGACGGAACGCAUUUCGUUUCAGGGCAAUGCCCUAUAGUGACUUUCUUCAAAUGUUCUUACAAAGUGCUCAGGCUCAGACUGGAGAGAGGCUGAGGUCUUCGCCUCCUCCUCAAGGACCCCUGUGGCCGUCAGGGCCAGAGAAGCCUGUUCAAGAAGCCCAGCCAUUCGACAAGGGAGGGCUUCCUCAGCUGGAGGCUUGGUCUACUGCCUUUUCCUCCUGAAGCCAGUCAAGGCAGAGUCAGCACUAGAACUCAGUACUCUGUCCCCCAACUCCUAUUAGGCUCUUGGCAAAUGGGCAGUGGGGACUGUGGAAGGGCCUUCCUCGAAGCCCAUGCCACCAGGCAGGCUUCUGGCCUGCGGGGCCCUCCAGGAUGCUUGGGCAAGGGCUGAGUGCCACAGCCUGUCUACGCCAAACCCUGGGCUCCUUCUCUGGAAGUUUCUGUUCUCUGGUCCUGGGAGCUGGGGGGAUGGGAACAAAGAUGAAAGUCUGACCCCAGCUCUCCUGCCUCCCCAGCUCAGGGAUCAGGAUAGACAGAGAGUGCUUUUGCGGCAGCUCCCAGAGCCCCACUGAGCUGAUGAGGGAGCUGAUGAUGUCCCUACCCUCACUCCCUCCCUCUCUUCCCAUGGAAUGCCCCCUAGGCGUCCCCCCAUGCUGCCCCCACUCCCGACAGGCCAGCACCUCUGAAAUUAAUCCUAGCCUAAUUGGAUGGGACACAGGGCCGCCACAGCAGCCAUUUGGUAAGUGCCGCUAAGGAGAUGGCCCUGCCCAAGAUUAGAUCAAACAAAUCCAAAGUUUGAAGGCCCUGGCUGAGCCCCUUCCGGUAAUUUAAGCCAUUGGACCCAAACAGUCCUGCUUGCGGUAUUCUCUUGCUCUCCCCUCGGGUCUGUCUGAUGGCUCCUUGCAAGCAGUCAGAAGAAACAGAUUUGAUGUACAUAUGACCAAAUGGAGGAGCUUAAAACAGAGCCAAGAGAAAAGAAGUCAGAAUGAGAUCCGUAACACAACCCAGUUACAUUAAUUAAAAUUACAUGUGGCCCAAACAAGAACGUACAUGUGUCAAAACUACGAAACCUGUUAGGAAGGGGCCCUUCAGGUUCCACCUGAAUCAGGUGGAAAAAAGAAGAAAGAUGAGGGAGUGGGGCCCACAGGAGAUGGGAGAACAGAGAGGGGAGGAAGGGAGGCAGGGAGAUAGAAGGAAAGGGAGGAAGGGAAGGAUGAAGAGAGGGAGGGAGGGGGAGGGAAGGAGAGGGAAGGAGAAAAGGGAGAUAGGGAGAGGGAGGCAGGGAAGGAAGGAGGCAGAAGGAGGGAGAGAGGGAAGGAGAGGGGGAAGGAACACUCUUUACAAAUCACCUCUAAAUGUUUUUUUCUGGGAAUAAAGUUUGGAUUUACUUAAUAUGCAUAUUUUUCCAUGUAAAAACAUUAAGCCUGUUCAAUUUUCAAAAAUGGGAAAUGCAUUGAUUUAUAAUUUCUUAAGGACAUACUUUUCCCCCCUUUUGUCCAAAAGCCAUUUUAAAGCUUGCAGAACAAAGGACAAAGGACAGGUACAAUGUUGUCUUUAAAAUGUAGUUUAAAACAGAAAAAGAAGUAUCUCUCUGGGUAACUGGAGGGAAUGGUUCAUCGAGGAGCCUGUCGGGACCACUGGUAUCAGUGCCAUUUACAAGUCCUACUAGUGAGAUUUAGACUUUGAACGUGUGCAGGUACAGAAUAGUGGAACCUGAACCAGGUGGAAAAAAGAAGAAACGAGAAUGGAGAAUUGUGUACAUCUGCUCCAGAGAACUAUAAUGAGGGAGAGGGUUCUCGUAGCCUAAAUGACUCUGAUAACAGAUCAGAUCAAAUGUGGUCAAAUAUAUGAACCUUCACUGAGGCUUUGCAUGGUUAGGUUGUAGUAAGAGUGUUAAUCCAGGAGGCUCCCCGGAGGAGGUGAGUGCUAGAAGCCAGAGGCUGGUCUGGCUGGACUCUGGAAGCAAGGAUGGCUGAUUUGGACCCCUUGAUCUGCAAGGAGACAAUGGAGACCAUCUUCCCAGGCACACUCCCUUAAUUAGCCUUUCUUAGUACCUUUGAAAGGGUAUGAGGCCAAGGGCUCAGUCUGAACCUGGAGCUGGGCAUCAUUCUUCACGCUCUGUGGGUGUCAGAUCCCCUUUGGAGGCUCCUCUAGGGACAAGUGUUGAGGGCAGGCUGGGGCUUCCUGUUGAGCUGGCGAGGCCGGCCCGUGUGUAUGCGUGUGCACGCACACGUGUGCACAGGAGGUGUCAGGGUCCAAACUUAUCCAGCAAAGAGAGCCCAAGGCUGCAGUUUAGGUCACCAGAGAACAUGGAGAACCAGGCCAGCAGAUCCCAGGACGGGGACACAGGAGAGCAGGCUCAGGUUUGCAGAGGCCAUGGUCAGCUGGGGAGGGGCCUGGGGUCUCUCACUCCAGCAGGGCCUAUUAAAGGACAAGGGCUCAGGGUCCCAAGUACCUGGAGAAGUGGCCACCCCUCCCAGGGUAUGAAGGGAGGUGAUAGGUGUCACUUCUGGCUGGGGCUUUGGAGGAGUGGGCACGCCUCCUCCAAGGUCUGCUUACACCAGGCAGCUGCAGACAACACUGCCUUAGGGCUGGGAUGGCAGAAACACUGAAGGGAAUGGGCCUGGGUACCUGAACCUCUACGUGAAAGAGGGCUGUCCCCUGACCAGGCUUGGGAUUGUGCCUUGGCCCAAAACCUGAGACAUGGAUUUCUAUUGUGAUCAAACCUCUCUAUAUCACAGCACCUUCCCUGGUAACCCUCCCCGUGUUACCAGGCUUGCACACACACGCCUCUUUACCCCUGUUGGGUCUGUCUUCACUAACAUCUCCAUGGCUGCUCCAGACACUCCAGGAUGUGUGAGCCGGACUGGGUGCGGGAUCCUUGUCUUCUCCUUGGGUUGCUCACACUCCCCACUGGCCUCCACCUUCUUUGAAUUCCCGCCCCGCCCCCCGCAACUUCACAGUCUAGUUCACACCCCAUGUCUGCCUGGAGGCCUCCCUGAGCCCCUGAGGCCAGGUCUCUGACUGCUCUGUCCCUCCCUUUCCUGGCUGGGCAGGUGGGGAGAUAGCUGAGGAUGGCAGUCUCAGGUGGCACAGGGACAGCGAGUGCUAAUUUUAACCAAACCCACAGGUUGUAGGCAUAUGCGGGAAACGACCUCUCCUCUCGGUAACGGAUUGCAUUUCUCCUGGGUGUUCCUGGGCAUGUGCCCCAUGCACUGUGCAUUCUCUCUCUCUCUCUUUCUCUCUCUCUCUCUCUCUCACACACACACACACACACACGUUUUCAGGCCCACAAACAAGACCACAAGGCCACUUGUGCCUAAAACAGCUGAGCCAUUGAGUCCACAGAGAGAACAGAACCCACUGCCCCCCACUAGUCUAACCAUCUAAGGCAAGUAAGGGGAGCUAUGACAGCUGGCGAGCUUGACCAGGCAGAACUAUGACUCUGUGGAAAGACCCUGGGAUGGUCCAGGAAGAGGGAUGAGUGGAGGGGUCAGAGCUCCACCUCCAAGUCUAGGGGUCAGAAGGUGCUGGAAAGGGCCCUGGAGUCCAGGCCAUGCCCUCCUCUCCCCUACCCUUUCCUCACCUGUAUCUGUUUGCCUUUCUAUGUUUUUAUAGUUUUGAUAGCUUUCUAAAAGUCACCUUCUCUGUGAAGUCUUCCCAGAUUCCAUCAGGCACCGAAGUUCCUUCCAUCUUUUUCUUGUUUCUGUUACAACUCUCAGGACAUUGUGUGGAAUUCUUCUCUUUUUCUAAACUAUCACUGCCCUAGGUAUACGAUCCCUAGUCCCCAGCGUGGUGCCUUGCGCAGAGGAAGUAGAUGUCACCCGAUAAUAAUAAUAUGAGAUGUCCCUACUAUUAAGAAAGAAUAUUUAAAAAUUGAAGGAAAAAAAACCUUUAAAACUUUACAGAAUGGACAAAAGAUAUGAGCAGAAAAUUCAUACGUAAAACACAAUAUAAAAUAGCCCUCAAAUAUCAAAAUAUUAAGAAAAAUGCUAACUAAAAUUACAGCUAGGGGCGCCUGGGUGGCUCGGUCAGUUAAGUGUCUGACUCUUGAUCUCAGCUCAGGUUUUGAUCUCAGGCUUGUGAGUUCAAGCCCCACAGUUGGGUUCCGUGCUGGGUGUGGAGCCUACUUAAAAACAAACAAAACUACCCUGAAAUACCAUUUCUCACUCAGCAGACUGGCAAAAAUUCAAUUGCUUGGCAAUCCUCUCUGUUGGCAUGGCUGUGGAGAAAUAGGCCAUCUUGCACACUGCUGGUGGGAGUGCAAACUGGCACAAUCCUUGGAGAAGACCUCGUCAAGACCUAACAAAGCCAUGGACACAUUUACCCUUCGACUUGGUAACCUGCUGCAGGGGCUUACCCUGAAGACAUAGCUCAACAGGGUGG